Molecule: messenger RNA, 660 nt
Organism: Entamoeba nuttalli P19
Lineage: Eukaryota; Evosea; Mastigamoebida; Endamoebidae
Product: tetratricopeptide repeat-containing protein
Exons: 1
Coding region: 1-660 (219 amino acids)
Molecular function (GO): Hsp90 protein binding
Source: RefSeq, a predicted model, not a curated record
AUGAAUGUAACUUCUAUUGCUGAAAAAGAAAAACAAAUAGGAAACGAAUUAUAUCAAAAAAGAAAGUUUGAAGAAGCUAUUCUUCAUUAUAAUAUUGCUAUAGAAAAUGAACCAGGAAACCAUAUUUAUUAUUCAAAUAAAAGUGCAUGUUUAGUUAUGACUAAAAAAUUUCAAGAAGCUUUAACAUCGAUUCAAAAAUGUCUUGAAAUUAAACCAGAUUUUACAAAAGGAAUUAUUAGAUUAGCUACAAUCUAUGAAGAAUUAAAACAACCACAAGAAGCAAUUAACUCUUAUCAACAUGUCCUUCAAAUAGAACCAAAUAAUGAGAUUGCUUUUCAAAGACUUGAUGAAUUACUUCGAGAUGAAAAGAAAGUAGGAGAAUGGUAUAAAAAGAUUAAUGAAAUAAAUAGCCCUUUUGAAGAAGAUAAGAAUGAAUUACUAACCAACAUAAAUGAACUAAAUAAUAAUAAAAAUUGGGAAAGAAUCAUUUGUUUAAAAGAUGAAAUUGAAAAUGAAUUUGAUGUCAUUAAAAAAGCAAAGGAAUUAUUGUUUUUAGCAAAAGCAAUGAAAGAACUUAAGAUGGAAUACAGAAGUAUAUUAAAACAAAGCAUUGAAUUAUAUCCAUUUGAAGAAACUCUAUCUUUAUUACAAAGUGCAUAA